AUGGAGUUCUGGGGCACCCCCGUGCGGCUCGGGUGGCUGAGUGCUGAGCCAGCGCGUGCAGCGUCGAAUUCGUACAUAGUUGCAGCGUGUUGCAGAAUUCGACAGCUGUUGAUCGAAGACGCCUACGGCGAAUCACCGCCGCCCCCUCUGCGUCGUGCGAUGCAGGGUUCUGUUCUCGAUGCCUCUCCGUCCUCCUGCUCUGGGGCCUGGGUGCACUGCAGCGCGUGCCUCGCGGCACGGUGGCGGCUCAUCUUCGUCUGCUGCAGCCUCCAGCGAGUGGGCCUCCCGCCUCCCUUUCUUUGUGUAUUUUGA
Messenger RNA from Prorocentrum cordatum, 312 nucleotides. Lineage: Eukaryota; Dinophyceae; Prorocentrales; Prorocentraceae. The record is from the annotation of a GenBank genome assembly.